Molecule: messenger RNA, 1282 nt
Organism: Coccinella septempunctata (seven-spotted ladybird)
Lineage: Eukaryota; Metazoa; Arthropoda; Insecta; Coleoptera; Coccinellidae
Exons: 2
Coding region: 78-1247 (389 amino acids)
Cellular component (GO): nucleus
Source: RefSeq, a predicted model, not a curated record
AAAGAUUAACCUAAAAUUCAAAACAUAACCUUAGAAACCUAGAAGAUCGCUAAGAAUAAAAAUAAACAUUGCUUGAAAUGUUCCUGGGAAAUACAUUUCUUAAAAAUAUAUGUGCUUCUUGCAUGCAAGUUCCAUUUGCUAGAGUAUCGAAUAAAGUUGUCCCUGGUAUUCGACGAAGACUUAAAAUUGCAGAGGGCACUGAAGAAACUGAUUUAGAUGAUCUUGAUUACGAGGCAAAUUUUGAGUCCUUUGGUCAUUCCCACAAACAGCAUAGAAAAGAGUUGAACGAAUUGAAGGAGAAAUUGCAAUGCGAUAUUGUAAAACAAAAAUAUUUCAAAGCUAAAUAUCCAAAUUUCUUAACGUGGCAUGACAAAGAACAAAUAAGGCAACUACAUAGGAAAGAUCCCGAGGAAUGGAAUUAUAUGACAUUGUCUGAAGGAUUUCCAGCUCUUCCUGAAAUAAUUAAAAAAGUCAUCAAAUCUAAUUGGAAAAUAGAGAAUGUUGAAAGAAUGAAGAAACAUGAUGAAUCAGUUAUGGAGAAUUGGAGGAAAUUGAAAAAUAAUGAGUUUGAAGAUUUGCCUGAUGAGUUAGUUUCACAUUUGAAGAAAUUUUCUAACAGAAAGAUUAAUCAUCACACUUAUGACAAUGUAGAAGACUAUUCGAAGAUUGAAUACAAACCUAAACUAACUUGCACAGAAUUUUCAGAAAUAAUAACUAGCUAUGAAGAAUUAACUAGAAAGGACGAAAGUCCCACAGCAAUCGAGGGUAAAAUUAGUAAUACAAAAGGAAAUGUCCCUGAUUUCAAGAAAAAAAUUUCUCAACCCAAUAAGAUGAAGGAUAGAAUAAGAAUGGAAUCAUCUAUUGAAGAAGAUACAUUUUUCACAGAACCAAUCAAAAAUAAACAACCAAUGACUUUAGGUACCUUAAGAAACAAAUUGCAAAAUGAUUUAGAAAAAGGCGGAAAUGUAACAUCGGAAGAUGUGCAAAUAAUUGAAAUGGAUAGGGAACUUGUUGAGAAAGCACCAGAAUCUGAGUCUUCAGUUGAUCAGUUGGACUAUACCAAAUACAAUACUGGUAAAUUAAUGAAGAUAGAUGAAAAGAAACCAAAGGAUUAUGACCAUUUGGUAUAUCCAGAAAAAAUAAAAAUUCCCAAAAAAAUUCUGAAAAAAGGUCACACUUACAAACUUAAUGAUUGUUUUUAUGAUAGUGAUGGUACAUUUUUGUAUAGAGUACCAGGCUUAUUAUAAGAUUAUUCAAUAAACAAAAGAUCUUGUGCUUUUUA